AUGGAACAACCACGAAUAGAAAUUGUUAUUGGUGUUUUGAACAAUGAAACAGAACCCACACCCCCAAAGAAACCACAGACUAGAAGAAAACACUCCAAUUCAAAAUACGGCUGUUUGCAAUGCAAAAAGAGAAGAAUCAAAUGCGACCAGUCUUUUCCACAGUGUAAACACUGUAUGAGUUAUAGGGCAAGGGAAUUGAGAUGUUCAUAUAUGGACUUGACUGAAGAGCAAAAGCAAGUGAUUUUGGAGGCCAAUAAAAAAAUGGGGGACGAUGCAAAGAAUCCUGGGAAUGAUUCUAUGGGGUCAAAACCUUCGCCAAUUAGAACCACCUCCAAGACUACGAGCUUGCUAUCCAAGUUUGAAAAAACAUCUGGCGAGAAGCAUAUCAGGCAUCAUUCACCUGCCACUUCCUCAUCUUCAUCACCAACAUCCACUUUCCCAAUAUAUCCUACACCUACCUCGAUCAAUGAUCCAAUGCCAUUACCAGGAGCUUCUAAUAUCCUUACAAAGUUCCGCGUAACUGGGAUUAGAAAGGCCUGGGAUGAUGAGAGACUUAUUCAGGCAGUGAUUUCGUUUGUUUCCAAGAACUUGAAAAUGCCAAUUGUCAACGCGGCGUAUACCAGAUAUUUUGAAUUAAUCUGGAAUAUUUGGGGCAAUACCACCAUUGGUGACGCCUCGGGAAAGAGCCUUGUUAAUUACUAUACGUUGAUAUCUUGGGCGUCCAAAUACUUAUCAACGGGUGUUUACCUUUCAGUGAGACGAAAUAGUAUGAGUCAGUUAGGGAAAAACCUCAAUCGAAUAACCAAACCGUUGGAAAACAUUGCGUUGACCUCAAAUGGGGUAUCGUUGAGUUUGUUGACCGAUGCCAUCAACAAAAACGAUUAUCGAUUACUCAUUGAUUUAAUGACCUCUAAUAUAUUCGUUUCAAAUUCAAACUAUGGAAAGGACAACUAUAUUGAGAGAAUGACUCACUUGAACGGUCUAGUGGCCGUCAUUUACGAACUAUAUUGCCACAAAUCAACGAUUUAUGUCCCGUUGAGUAAUACUCAAGAAAUUGAAGACUUGACACUUCGAAAUGCCAUCAAUGAACUAUAUCCUCAAGAAGAUAAUGAAGAGUUCCGAAAUACUGAUGGCAAGCACGACCAUUUAUUAUCAUCUCCCGAUCAUUUGGGAAACUUAGCUCCGGGGUACAGUUAUUUCAACAACUUCACGGCCAGAGAAACUGUAUUGAUCAAAUUCUUUGAAUGGCAGAUUUAUUACGGGGUGGUGGCGUCAUUCUUGCCUCCUUAUAAUCAUCAUUGUCUUUAUGAAUUCCGUGAUAACUUCAUAUCAUUUAGAGAUUUACUAUGUGAUAUUGAAAUGCCGUUAUUAGUGGCAAUGGCUGACAAUUUAUGGGAUUAUUUGCAGUAUUUGAUCGACGAAAUUUUCCCUAUACUAGAGCAAAACGGUAUUAAUGAUCAUAGGUUCUUUACUACGAGUCCUAAGAUAUUUCAUAGCAUCUACAUGAAAUACUUGUUGAUGACGCCUCCGGAGACAUUUGUUUCGACAUCAAAGUCCAGCAAUUUGUCAUUAGUUGAAAGAAUCUUGUAUCGGUACUACAUCAAUCUAGGCAAAAUUUUGGACCAUAUUUUCCCUCAGGUGAGAUAUUUGUUCAUUUUCGGUUUCAUUACCACUUACACUCAAUAUUCCGAUGACCAAGGUCAUGUUCUUGAGGAAGGGUUGCAACUGCUUUUGAAGUAUGGAACCUACGAUAAGUUGUUUCCUAAAUCUUGCUCAAAUCGGCCGGUAGACGAACUUUUCAAACGGAAAAUCAUUUAUCACAUCCAUUACUGUUCGAGAGUAUUUGGGUUUUUCCGGUCAAGAAACAUGUUGCUUCAUCAAGGGAUUUUUUUCAACGAUCCAUUUCCAGAAUCGAUUAAGAAUGAUCGGCUUAGAACCAGAAAAGUCCAGGUUAAUGAGAUUCAAAUCACCUCAUUUGGAAAAACGUUUAUUCAUCCAAGAAAUUUCCCCCAUGUGGUUGACCGCCCACAUAGCACUGGUAGCAAUUGCUCCGGCAGUGACGAUGAAAAACCGGUGUUCAAAGGAAUGACAAUUAGUGAAUUAGAAUCUCUAAAUCCUAAGUACCUGCAGCUUCAAAAACAAAAUGUAGUUCCUGCAGGAUGUACGGUGAACCAGAUCUUUCUAGAUCCGUUUUUUCAGAAAGAUAUUGAUAUUGAUGGGAACAUUGUUGGUUUCGAUUUCUCCGUUGGUUCUUUAAGUGUUCCUAUUAUGCUCAAACAUUUAGUUGGAAGAAGUGUGAGGGAUUUCUAUGAUGAUCGUUCUGCGAUUUUCAAUUAUUUUGCAGUCCACGAUUUGUAA
Molecule: messenger RNA, 2358 nt
Organism: Saccharomycopsis crataegensis
Lineage: Eukaryota; Fungi; Ascomycota; Saccharomycetes; Ascoideales; Saccharomycopsidaceae
Product: Zn(II)2Cys6 transcription factor domain-containing protein
Exons: 1
Coding region: 1-2358 (785 amino acids)
Biological process (GO): regulation of transcription by RNA polymerase II
Molecular function (GO): zinc ion binding; DNA-binding transcription factor activity, RNA polymerase II-specific
Source: RefSeq, a predicted model, not a curated record